CACAUGACACACACUAGCUAUCACACACACGCACUCAACUCUAGUUGAAACAGCCGACUCUUCUUAUUGUGUCGCUCCCAGAGCGGAUAGUCACUGAGUCUCCGGCGUGUUUCUUAUCAGAUGACUUUGAGAGAAGUGACCAUGCAGGGUUGCACGCGGAUGGGCACUUUAUGGACAUAAACGUUGGAUGAAACACAGUUGUGACUGACUUGAGCCUAUUACUUUUUCGCUUAUUGAGCAAUAGAGGACAGUGUGUUACUAGCAGAGAGCGCGUGUGUUUGGCGUGUUUGGCGUACUUGAAGGAGCAGAGCGCGAGUAGCACGUUGCGCAGAGCCAGUAAGAGAGAGAGAGAGAGAGAGAGAGAGAGUAAUAGGGAUGAGAGCUCAGUGAGCCAGCAGACAAACAUUCAAAGCUUCUUAACGGCAGGUGGGAGGAAGAUCGAGCUGGUGUGUGGCUGUGGGAGUGUUUCCCCCCCGUGGAUACCCACCCUGGACACCGCACCAAGUGGGAGAAGCGCCAAUACCAGAAGCUUGUAGUGGCUGGCGGGCAGGUGUCAGCCUACUCACGGCGGGUAACAGUCCAUACAGUCCAUGUAGGAUAUGCUUUCUACGUCCAACACGAUGAACUGGCGUUCUGAUAGCUGAGGCCAAGAAGGGAUAUCUGGGACAUCGCGUCGUAAUAAGUCCUCGAACCCGUGACGUUGAUAUGGGGAGAGAAAGAGCGCACGGGCGAAACCCGGUUGGUUGUAAGAGUGGAGGAGCAGGGAGCAGCGCGAGGACGGAGAUGAGUCGGGACCGGGGCCAGCAGUGGACUGUGAUUCUUCUCGUCAUCCUUGCACUGCAACCACAGGCUGUGUGGGCGGUGGGCAUGUUUGAGCUGCAGAUCCGUCACUUUCAGAACCCCCAAGGCCUGCUGCUGAACGGGCAGUGCUGCGACCUCCCAGCCAGCGGGGGGCAGCGCUGCUCUCUCAGGGACCAGUGCGACACCUUCUUCCACGCCUGUCUGAAGGAGUAUCAGACUCGCGUGGCCCCCGCUGGACCCUGCACCUUCGGGUCGGGCAGCACAGGGGUCCUGGGCAGCAACACGCAGCUGAUCCGCCACAGAGGACACGACGGAGGAGGAGGGGAUGUCGGACACAUCGUCAUCCCGUUUAAAUACGCAUGGCCGGUAAGUACCUUUGUCCUGUCUCAGCUCCUGUUGUAGUCCAGUUUGUGGUCUGGGAUGUUAUGCUGCAACACAGGCAGAGUUUUACAUUUACCUUACAUUUAUGCAUUUACAUUUAGUCAUUUAGCAGACGCUCUUAUCCAGAGC
Messenger RNA from Hypomesus transpacificus, 1311 nucleotides. RefSeq names its product protein jagged-1-like. Bases 706 to 1203 code for a protein of 165 amino acids. Lineage: Eukaryota; Metazoa; Chordata; Actinopteri; Osmeriformes; Osmeridae. The transcript is spliced from 2 exons. The record is from RefSeq and is a predicted model, not a curated record. Gene Ontology annotation, cellular component: membrane. Gene Ontology annotation, biological process: Notch signaling pathway; multicellular organism development.